This is a messenger RNA of Fusarium sp. VM40, 1410 nucleotides long. NCBI's taxonomy places the organism in Eukaryota, Fungi, Ascomycota, Sordariomycetes, Hypocreales, Nectriaceae. The record is from the annotation of a GenBank genome assembly.
AUGUUGCUUCGCAAGCUUGGACAAGUCCUGGCCGCGACAGCAGCUCUGUUUCCUGUCGCCUUCGCGAAAGACAAAGAUGAUGUCGGCCAAUCCACAUUUGUCUCCCCAGAUGGCGACGUAGCAUUCGCCAUUGACAUUGGCGACAACCUCAACACCGAAGUUUACCUCAGUCUCCGUGUCAAGAUAGACCGAUCCUGGGGCGCCGUUGGCCUUGGAAGCGAGGACAUGCCCGGAGCAUUGUUUCUGAUGGUCUACAAGAACCGAGACAACAACAACGUCACAUUUUCCCCACGGCUCGCCUACGGACACUACGAACCCUACUUCUGGGAUGAGCUGGAUUACGAUGUACUUGACGGUACGGGAAUCAUCGACGAUCACAUGGUUGUGACAAUUCGCUGCAAGAGUGGAUGUCGCAGUUGGCCUUCGCAUGGUGGACAGAGAGGAUACCUGGAUGUUUCCGAGCACAACAGCCAGGCCAUCUUUGGCUUUGGGCCCAAGGAAGACUUUUACAGCGAUGAACAGGAUGCGCCUCUCAAGUACCACGCGGGAUACGGUAGCUUCUCUAUCGAUAUCGGAAGGACGGAGGGCAAGUCUGAACUACCGUCCCUUAGCGAUUCGACAAAGAAUGUUGGAUCCAAGCUUGUCUAUUCCAAGAAGGCCAAGCCCAACUGGGCGUCGCCACUGCACGGAGUAUUCAUGGUCUUAUCCAUCGUUUUCCUCAUGCCAGUUGGAGUUGUCCUUCUGAGGUCCGGUGGUUGGGUCAAGUGGCACGCUCUCAACCAGACCAUUGCGACUAUUGGGGUUCUCGCCGGUUUCGGAAUCGGUAUUGCCAACAGUUUCUACUACCAAAGGUCUCGAAGCUUUGAUGAUCCUCAUCAAAUCGUUGGAUUCGUUGUUACUGGUCUAUUGCUUGGACAGUUUGGACUGGGAAUAAUGCACCACACCCAAUACAAGAAGACACAAACCCCGACCAGGUACGGCAAGAUCCAUCUCUGGGUUGGCCGUGUUAUUCUCUUCCUGGGUACCUUGAACGCAUUCCUCGGCUUCACAUUCGCUCUCAACCGAAGAUUCGGCAUGCUCCUCGCCCUUCUCAUCUUCUUCAUCUGCAUAAGCAGUCUCAUCCUAAUCUAUGGCCGUCAAUACUUAGACAAGCGACGUCGCGGCCCUCGCGGUCCCGGUCUUGCAAACCCUCAACCAUACGGCCAUGCGCCUUGGCGAGAGCCUCCUCCUCAGCACAUGAGCGGUUAUCCAUCCGAUCCUCCACCAGGAUACCAGCCUCCGUCAAACCAGGCUGGACUUGGCGGGCAAAUGUCGCCUGCCAUGCGUUCGCCGUCUCCCUGGCGAUCAACCGACAAGGAUGAUGACGCAGAUUUGGAUAUGGGACGUGAGCAGCGACCGAGGGAGUUUUAA